Rhodofomes roseus is the source of this 255-nucleotide messenger RNA. RefSeq lists its product as uncharacterized. Lineage: Eukaryota; Fungi; Basidiomycota; Agaricomycetes; Polyporales; Fomitopsidaceae. The record is from RefSeq and is a predicted model, not a curated record. The annotation marks the transcript as partial. The transcript has a single exon.
GAGUACCCUUGUGGCUUCUGCAGGCGGACGGGAUGUGACGUCGGCCUCUCGAAAACAACCUCCUCUUAUCAGCCGGUCUCGAAUUGCCCACAUGCCCACAAAUUCUCUCUCGCAUCGGCCAAGAAGCACUCUGCGCGCAUGCCGUCAACAAAUGUUCCGUUGCAGUGCGACCUGUGCGACGUGAAUCCUGCGACGAAACUCAAACCAGUCCUGUGGAAGUACAACAUUUUCCGACACAUCCAAGACGUGCAUCCA